Messenger RNA from Triticum urartu, 701 nucleotides. RefSeq lists its product as uncharacterized. Gene Ontology annotation, cellular component: ribosome. The record is from RefSeq and is a predicted model, not a curated record. Gene Ontology annotation, molecular function: structural constituent of ribosome. NCBI's taxonomy places the organism in Eukaryota, Viridiplantae, Streptophyta, Magnoliopsida, Poales, Poaceae. Gene Ontology annotation, biological process: translation.
CCUCACCGGCUCAGCCUCCUACCUUCCCCAGCCUCAUCCAAAACCCGGAACUCAAAGAGAGCGCAGCAAGCGUCAGAGCCGACUAGUCGAAGGCCACAGCCAUGGCCGCCCCUACCGGCACUUCCAUGCUGAGCGCCCUGCUCCAGCUUCCCCUGGCCCCGUUCUCGGGGAAGUGCUCCGCGCCUUCGGCGGUCCACAUGACCGCCCGCCGCGCACCGACGCCCGUGCUGGCCGCCAAGGGCUACAACGUGCAGAUCGUGGUGGACGAGAACGAGGGGGAGGACUCCAUCUUCCGGCGCUUCCGGCGGGAGGUGAUGAAGGCCGGCCUGCUCCAGGAGAUCAAGCGCCGCCGGCGGCACGAGAACACCAAGGACAAGAAGAUCCGCAAGGCCCGCGAGGCCGGCCGCCGCAACCGCCGCAGGCGUAUGAUGGAUGAUCGUAGGUUCCCCGAAGACGAGGGAGACUCAGAGGCUGUGAGAACCCGCCGCGACGAGGACAACGACAACUGGGAGGUUAGCGGUAUUCUGUGAAUGGAAUGAUGACGGAAUUCAUAACAACUGUAGAUGCACAGCUCUGGCAAUUCGAGAUCUUUUCUUUUGCCUGCAUGGCACAAACUAUAUGAGUCACCAGCUGCUCUUUCCACUUCAAUUGUACUAUUUUAUUGUACCAAAUGUUAGCUAACGCAAUCUCCAUUCCGGAUA